This is a messenger RNA of Brassica oleracea var. oleracea, 1014 nucleotides long. Its product is annotated as OTU domain-containing protein DDB_G0284757. Gene Ontology annotation, biological process: protein deubiquitination. Lineage: Eukaryota; Viridiplantae; Streptophyta; Magnoliopsida; Brassicales; Brassicaceae. The record is from RefSeq and is a predicted model, not a curated record. The transcript is spliced from 10 exons. Gene Ontology annotation, molecular function: cysteine-type deubiquitinase activity. The coding region runs from base 134 to 844 and encodes 236 amino acids.
UUUUCUGCUCUUUGGAAUCUUUAUCCUUUCCAUUUCUUUUAGAUCCGAUCGUCUCGAUGUGGCUGAUGAUUGGCUUAUUCCCAGAUCCAAUCGAUUCAUUUUAUCUCCUUUCUUCUUUCAUCAUUAUCCUUUUAUGACUAGAAGGAGUUUCUCUGUUUCACCUACUACGUCACAAGAAAACAUGAUGGGAGACUCCUCGAGUUCAAGCUCUUGGAGCAGUCAAACGGAUACUCAGGAUGAUCGGAUGAUUGCUCUUAUGUUAUCUGAAGAAUACACUAAACUAGAUGGUGCAGUAGGCAGACGCCUCUCCAAUCUUGCUCCCGUUCCCCAUGUUCCGCGGAUAAAUUCUUAUAUUCCCAACUUAAAUGAUGCCACCUUGGAUCACCAACGCCUUCUUCAAAGGCUAAAUGUUUAUGGUUUGUGUGAGUUGAAGGUCUCUGGUGAUGGAAACUGCCAGUUCCGAGCUCUUUCUGACCAGUUGUACCGAUCUUCAGAGUACCACAAGCAAGUUAGGGGAGAAGUUGUUAAACAGCUCAAGGACAAUCGCACUAUAUACGAAAGUUAUGUUCCGAUGAAAUACAAACGGUAUUACAAGAGGAUGGCAAAACUUGGAGAAUGGGGAGACCAUAUUACCCUACAAGCUGCGGCAGAUAGGUUUGCAGCAAAGAUAUGCCUGCUGACAUCCUUCAGAGACACUUGUUUCAUUGAAAUUAUGCCUCGAGACCAAGCACCUAAGCGUGAGUUAUGGUUAAGUUUCUGGUCAGAGGUGCAUUAUAACUCUUUAUACGAUAAUCAAGCGGUUCCAGUUCAGCAGAAGCCAAAGAGAAAACAUUGGUUGUUCUAGAAAGCAAGCCUCUCACAUUGAUAACAUCUUCGUAUUACAUAUUCUUUCAGUAUUGUGCAUAAGUCAACAGUUUCAGACGCCGUAACUCUUCCUUCAUACUUGUAUACACACGAACUAGCUUGAGAUAUAACAUUUUUAAGCCAAACAAAAUAUUACCAACGAGAUAUAUA